This is a messenger RNA of Penicillium digitatum Pd1, 219 nucleotides long. RefSeq lists its product as uncharacterized. Lineage: Eukaryota; Fungi; Ascomycota; Eurotiomycetes; Eurotiales; Aspergillaceae. The record is from RefSeq and is a predicted model, not a curated record.
AUGAAGGGUUUGACGGUUCUCGGCCUUUUUGUAGCCUAUGCUACUACUGCUAGUGCGAUUCCAGUGAAACACAGGAAUCAAGAAGUAGAGAUCACCUUCGUUGGCGCCGCCGACGCUCAGUUCACUCAAAGCAUCCCCACUGAUGGACCUACUGUCCCCAUUGGAAUGUCCCUUAUUGUGUCAUACAUUCGAACUGAACACGAUUCUGACUUUCUUUAG